CUCUAUAUCUUCUUCAAAGAAAAAAGAAAACCUUACAAUUUCUUCAUCUUUCUACUAAAAGACUUCAUCAAUGUCUACCACAUUUUCACCGAUCUUUUGCUCCACCGCACCAGCGAACUCCAGAAAACCUGAUCCGUUUCGAAAAUCGGCGGCGGGUACCAAUUCGAACAACUGGUGGACGCCGAUCUUCGGGUGGUCUUCGGAACCCGAUUACAUGAAGGGAUCUGGUACUAGUUCUUCCAAGAACGAAGAUUCGGGCCAGAUCGAGAACGACAUGGGAAGAUCCAGACCCGAAAAGUUAUUCCGGGGUUGUUUCACGGCAGAGAAGGCGAAGGAGCUAAGGAAGAAGACCAUUGAGACCUCGACUUUUCACGAUAUUAUGUAUCAUUCUGCAAUCGCCUCCAGGCUUGCGUCCGAUGUUUCAGACCGUUGAUUUUCCGGUGAAGCCUACCGAUAAUCAAUCCGUCGACCAAAAAUCGUUUCACAUAAAUAUGUGACCCUGUAUUUCUUUUCUUUUUAAUUGUUAGAAAUAAGAUUGUGUUUGGCUGUAAUUAAAGACGCUUAUUUUGAACUGUUGGUAGGUAUGCUUGAUCAAUGAUCAAUGUAUUGUUAGUUAAUGAAUCUGGAUUAUUAAUGUGAUUGCCUCUUAUGCA
Molecule: messenger RNA, 653 nt
Organism: Olea europaea var. sylvestris
Lineage: Eukaryota; Viridiplantae; Streptophyta; Magnoliopsida; Lamiales; Oleaceae
Exons: 1
Coding region: 71-433 (120 amino acids)
Source: RefSeq, a predicted model, not a curated record